Scylla paramamosain (green mud crab) is the source of this 8378-nucleotide messenger RNA. It is a transcript of the gene scramb1, whose product is annotated as phospholipid scramblase 2-like. The transcript has 8 exons. Gene Ontology annotation, biological process: plasma membrane phospholipid scrambling. Bases 191 to 1258 code for a protein of 355 amino acids. The record is from RefSeq and is a predicted model, not a curated record. Gene Ontology annotation, molecular function: phospholipid scramblase activity. Gene Ontology annotation, cellular component: plasma membrane. NCBI's taxonomy places the organism in Eukaryota, Metazoa, Arthropoda, Malacostraca, Decapoda, Portunidae.
CUAAAAGUACAAUACUGUGCAGUAACGCAAGGCGGAUCAUAAAUUACUGAGGGAAGUCCUUGGCCCGAGGCAAGUGUUUAGGCGAAGGAGGGGCGGCGACGGGCGUAUAGCAGCAGGAAUGUGUCUACUGUUGAUGCAAUGAACAGCUUAGGAGCCAGAGUAACAUAAAAAAUAAGGAAAGCUAGUCAUCAUGCAUAAACAAGAGGAUAUUGGCUUUUCACCCACUUACCCUGCUGGGGGACAGUACCCACCACCAGGCCAGUACCCACCACCAGGGCAGUACCCACCUCCUGGCCAGUACCCACCUCCUGGCCAGUACCCCCCACCAGACCAGUACCCAUCCCCAGGCCAGUACCCAUCCCCAGGCCAGUACCCUCCGCCAGGCCAGCCGGGUGCUUAUGGCCAGCCUGCUCCUGGAUAUGGAGGGCCACCAGUACCACCAGGUGGCAUGCCACAGGGUGGAUAUGGACCUCCUCCAGGUCAGUAUGGUUAUGGGCCAGCCCCAGGACAGUAUGGUCAACAACAACCGGGCCAGCCAGCAGCUGGUGGAGGAUGGAUGCCUGCCCCCACUGUCGCAAACUGUCCACCAGGCCUUGAGUACCUCACCCAGAUUGACCAGCUGCUGGUGAAACAACAAGUGGAGUUGCUGGAAGCCUUCACUGGAUUUGAGACUGCCAACAAGUACAAGGUGCAAAACUCAAUGGGUCAGAAAAUCUACUUUGCGGCUGAGGACACAGACUGCUGCACAAGGAACUGCUGCGGUCCCCUACGCCCAUUUGACAUGAAGAUCCUCGACAACUCACAAAAUGAAGUCAUCCACCUCAAUCGCCCCCUUGCUUGCACCUCUUGCUGCUUCCCAUGCUGUCUACAGAGCAUUGAGGUGUCAUCACCUCCAGGUACAGUCAUUGGCACUGUCAAACAAGAGUGGAGUAUUUGUGCACCUAAGUUUACAGUGCGCAAUUCGUCUGAUGAUGUCAUCUUGAGGAUUGAGGGACCUGUCUGCACUUGGAGCAUCUGUGGAGAUGUGGAAUUCCAGGUUCUGUCAGCUGAUGGAGAUGUACAGGUGGGCAAAAUCAGCAAGCAGUGGAGUGGCUUGGUAAAGGAAGCAUUCACUGACACUGACAACUUUGGCAUUUCCUUCCCAGUUGACCUGGAUGUCAAAAUGAAGGCCACUUUGUUGGGUGCUGUGUUCCUCAUUGACUUCAUGUUCUUUGAGAAGCAAGGCAACAAGGAGAAUGACAGCGUUGGGAUGUUCUAAUCCAGAAUGCAGGACAUGUGAGAAUCACAACAGCAUGGGUAAUAAGAUGGAUGCUCUAAGUAUGAGAACAGGAUUUUAAGGAGCUGCUGUUUGGAAUCAGUGUUAGAUGCCAUCAAGGAAUCACAGCCUCCCUGGGGUCACACAUGCUUUUGCUGGUGUUAGUUUGUGCGGAGAGAGCAUCCCAUUGUAACUCAGUUUUGCAUGGUGACAUUGAUUCAGGAAAUGCAUGUCACUGAUCCACAUUAUAUUUUGCCAUAUUUUCAUGUGGUUUCUUUUUUAUUCUGCAUGAUUGAUACACUGCCCUUCAUGUAUACUAGUAGUGUGCUUUUAGAUACUCAUUUUGGUUGUAAACAUGUAUUGAGGAAUACCUCUUGAAAUUUUAGAUUCCAAGCUCUAUUCAGUGGAUAACAUGGUCUUUUCUUGCUGAAGUUAUCCUUUGAAUGUGACCUCUGAAAGUCAUAUUAUAUGUUGUCCACAUCACACAAGCAUCAGGCCGUUAUAUUUUCUCCUCUCUCUCUCUCUCUCUCUCUCUCUCUCUCUCUCUCUCUCUCUCUCUCUCUCUCUCUCUCUCUCUCUCUCUCUCUCUCUCUCUCUCUCUCUCUCUCUCUCUCUCUCUCUCUCUCUCUCUCUCUCUCUAAGUCACCCUCGUAACUCACUUAUUUGUAUGUGUCAUUACUUCAUACUUCAUGGCAUUUAUAUGGUGAUGUUUUUAUGAUUAGGUCUUAGAUUCAUUCAAGUAAACAUUUUAAUAUGUGUGGGAUUCUGAUGUAGUCAUGACAGCAGAAAAUGUUGCUUGAUGAAUUCAAAGGACUCGAAGAAAGAGAUCAGCUCAUCAUCGUUCCUGACGGAGAAUAUGGCAGGAGACCACAGGCAACAUCUCAUGAUUUACAGAAUGAUCCAGGGGAAAUUCUCUCUCUCUCUCUCUCUCUCUCUCUCUCUCUCUCUCUCUCUCUCUCUCUCUCUCUCUCUCUCUCUCUCUCUCUCUCUCUCUCUCUCUCUCUCUCUCUCUCUCUCUCUCUCUCUCUCUCUCUCUCUCUCUCACACACAAGCAUCAGGCCAUUAUAUUCUCUCUCUCUCUCUCUCUCUCUCUCUCUCUCUCUCUCUCUCUCUCUCUCUCUCUCUCUCUCUCUCUCUCUCUCUCUCUCUCUCUCUCUCUCUCUCUCUCUCUCUCUCUCUCUCUCUCUCUCUCUCUCUCUCUCUCUCUCUCUCUCUCUCUCUCUCUCUCUCUCUCUCUCUCUCUCUCUCUCUCUCUCUCUCUCUCUCUCUCUCACACAAGCAUCAGGCCAUUAUAUUCUCUCUCUCUCUCUCUCUCUCUCUCUCUCUCUCUCUCUCUCUCUCUCUCUCUCUCUCUCUCUCUCUCUCUCUCUCUCUCUCUCUCUCUCUCUCUCUCUCUCUCUCUCUCUCUCUCUCUCUCUCUCUCUCUCUCUCUCUCUCUCUAAGACUUAAAUAGUCAUAUUAUUAUACAUUCAGAUUUUGCCUUUGCAAAUGUGCUUGCUCAUUGACAGCACUGGAGUUAAUGAUGUGUCACAAAGUAAUAGUUUUGUUGAAAAUUAAAUGAAGCAUACGAAGCCUGAGCGUUACAUGAAGGCUAACCUCAAUCAACCUUUGCAACUUUCAUUCCUUAACUCAGCUUUCAUUGCUGUAUUGGGGUUUAUUUGAAAUUUUCUCAGGAUCCACUAGCAAUGAUGAGCUACUGCCUGUAUUUCCCCAUUGUAUUGCAUUUUUAUAUGUAGUAAAACCAGGCAAAAUACUUACUCAGGCCAAUUAUUGUGAGCUAGGUCUGGCCUUUCAAAAUGUUAUGAAGGAAAAGGAAACUGUAGACACAAAUAGAAGCUCACAAAGUGCCUGUGUACAUGAGCUGACCAUAAACUUCUAAAUGUUAGUGGGAGUCAGUCAUUAGUGAUAUGUUCUGUGCAUUUUUCUUGUUGCAGGUUCUGUUUUACAAAAACUUACAUGAGAGUAUAAGAUCAGGUCAAACAAUAUUCUCUAUUGCUUUCUACAUUCUAAACCAUCUUUAAUUUUGAUAGAGCCAUAGACAAAAGCUAAUGAAUGGAUACCUUCCCAGCAUUUCAUGAUCUUCCUCUUUAAUUCAUAAGGAAGGCACAAAAGAUUUAAUAUAUGAUUUAUAGAAAUUUUGUUUCUCUUAUGAAAUACUUUUUCCAGUUUAUCCCACUCUAUCAGAAUAGGUGACAACUUUCCAGGUUUUGUGGUGUUACAAGCAUAAUCUUAGUAUUCAGGUAAAUAACUUCUUGAUAAAGAAAAAAAAAUUAUUGUCCAGCAUUAUAGAAUUGCCUUGGAUUAUUCAUGCAUUCAUGAUCACCUUAAAAGUGUAGCUUGUGGGGACUUUUCUUUUUACCUGUUAGAUAACAUGAUACAAGGGAUUUAAGCUUGAUCAAAUUAGACACAAAGACUGCCCCAGUACACAGAGAAACUUUCCCUAGCAUGGCACCAUACUGUAGGAAGCACUUUAGGUCUUUUGUUAUGUAAUGUGCUAGGUGCAUGAUUAAAAAUUGCUGUCAUUAAGGUACUUAAAUAAUCUUUGAAAAGGCAUAAAGUAUGAUCUGUUGAAAUCUUUCACAUUGAAAAUGGACAAUAAUUUGUGCUGUGUAAAAUGGCAAGUACGAAUUUUAAGGCCUUUGAAAGAGUGUAAUGCUUGAAUAUGAAUAUUAUUCUUUUAUUUUUUUAUUUUUAUAAAGAACAACACAUUUUUAUUGCAAUGACAUUUUGCUUUCAAUAGUUCAGAAAGAGUACUUAAGUUACUAUAAGCCUUUGGUAUAAAAGCCAGCAAUGGCCAGUUGUUUCAUAUAGACAAGUAAGUAAUAGCUAAGUGUUGAGGUGAAUGGCUUGAGGAGCUACAUGUUAUCAGAGUGGAGGUGUUAGAGGUCUGUCCUUGUUGACUGUUUACUGUAAUCAAGAGAAGUGGCUGAUGAGGAACUUUGUAUUUUCUUUUUGCAUGUUGAGAAUUUGUAUAAUUUUUGUAAGGAUUAACUUGAAACUUGUUGCAUUAUAAGUAAGUAAUUAUUAAUAAUUACUGAUAAGUUGUCACCAGAGAAGCACAUAAACAAGACUACAGGCAAAACAUAUAACCUACUGGGGAACAUAAGGAUAGCAUUUACAUACCUGGAUGAAGAAAUUAUAAAAAAUUGAUUGUGACCAUGAUACGCCAAGAUUGGAAUAUAUAGCUGUGGUAUGGUCACCUGGCAUCAAGAAACCUAUAAGAAAACUAGAAGGGAAACAAAGAGAAACAACAAAGCUACCUCCAGGUUUGAAGGAACUACCUCACAAAGAAAGAUUGACAAAAUUGGAUCUUAUAACAUUAGAGCAGAGAAGAGAGAGAGAGAGAGGUGAUUUAAUCACAUUGUACAGAGUGAUGACUGGAAUGGAAAAGCUGGAUAGGGAGGAGUUGGUGACAUGGGAUAUAAGAGUCUUGAGAGGACAUGGAAGAAAACUGAAAAAGAACGCUUGUAGGAGAGAUGUUUUAAGAGAAAAACUGGUCUGAAAUUAUUUGCACAGAGAAGUCAUUGAUGCAAAUAUGAUAAACAAAUUUAAGACAGGGUUAGAUAAAAAUAGAUAUGUAGAUGGGACAGCAUGAACAUAGCUCUUUCCCUGCAUGUCACAACUAGGUAAAUGCACACACACACAGACACAUAUAGAGGCAGACUGCACCAGACAACUGGGAAUUAUGACAGGUAGUGGAUCAGACAGGAGAGAAAUGUGACAUGCAGAGGAAUGUCAAAUGGUUUCAGUGCACUAUUAUAACAUACGUACUUAACAUGUGAGAUGUUACCCAUCAAACAUGUCGGCAUUAUUUUAAAAUACUUAGAAAUAUAACUUUUCAGUAUCACACUCACCAGGUGUACAAUUUUGUCAAGAUCUCAGGAAAAGAUCAUUCUAUUUUGUUCAGAAUUAAUGGCCAGUUAUUUUUGCCUAUUUAUCAAGCUUUUCUUUAAACUGUAGCUUUGAAUAUUAGUGCCAUAUGAUGAAUAUCCUUCAUGCAUUAGCUUUGGCAGUGGCACAUAUCUCAUUAACUAAUUGCCUGCAUUGCAAAUACAUACAUAUAUGCUUUUCAUAGAUUAAUGUGCAAUAUGGUAAGGUAUUCUAAACUGUUUGAGUGGAGUGGAAUGGCAACCACAAACAGAAGUUUCAAGUUUGUACUUAGUCUGAGGUUAUUUAAGCUUGCCGGCAUUCCAUUUUAUAGUGAGGGAGAUGAAAGAACCUUUCUUGUUGUAUCAAAUUAAACAGCUCAGUGAUGUAAGAGUUAAUGUGCUUGGUUCAUACUUGAUAUGAGCUAGUAUAAGAUAAACUGAGUUUUUCUCCUUUCAUGCCAUAGCCCAUUUUAAGCAAAAAGUCAGUGUAAGAAAUAAGCCAAGGAGUUUUGAACUUACAAACCAACAGGGACAGAAGACUGUAAAAUGUAGUAAUCCUGGCCCUCUGUGCAUGUGAAUAUACUUGUUACAAGAGACUAACAGUAAUAUUAUUCUUAAGGGAUAAAGGAAUGGUAUAUAAAUCAUAUAUAAUAAAGAAUUCUUUGAAAUAACUAAAGUCAGAUUCAUAUAAUUAUUUAGAAAGCUCUUGCUGUCAUGUCUAAAUUUGCAGCAUAAAGAAAACUUGUGAUUUCAUGAACAGACCAUUGCUGGAAAAAAUGCUUGCAUAGUUUUCACUAAAUGUAUAAAAAAAAAGAAAGAACAAGACCAUGACACUUGUAGAUAUUGCAGAAAUCAUCUGGAUCAAUGCAUGGAACUUACUGUUGUAAAACUUGUGUGAAUGUAAUUACUCUUGUAAUCAGUUUCUGAUUACACUGAGCUUGAUGUGACUAAUAAUUUACUUUAUUUCUCAGAUGUUCAUGUUUUAAUGCUACAUUUAUUUUGCAGACCCUGUAGAGGUCAGUGUUACACAGGAACACAUCUGACACAUGCUUAAUUUUUCACUGUCAACACUACUGGUUCUGCUGAGGAUAAAGUGUGGUGUAGAGAGUAAUACAGCUUUCCAGAGCACAAUUUAACACAAGAACACAUACAUGUACACACUGUUUACCACUCACACUCCUGCUGCAAACAAAGUGCAGUGCAGAGAUGGCUGUUUUUUACUACUAUAAAAUUCUGACUCAAAUGUUCGUGAAGGAAGUUUAGUUUUGAGCUUUUAUCUCUAUAUUAGACAUACCCUAGCUUUGAAAUUGUUAUUAAUCCCAAAAACUGUCUUAUAAGGUGAGAUAUAUAGUAAUACAUGCAUAGUUGUUCAGCAUUUAAUUUAAGUCCCAGAGCACAAUAGUAAAGUGCAUUCUGGUAGAGCACAUGACUUGGCUUCCAUUAGGUAUAUUAUAGUGUGACUUUGUGGCAAAGUCACUCUACACGUACGUCCAUGCCUUGUUACUCCACGUGUACAAAAUAAAAAUCUGUGUAUACAUUUUGGCUCAAGGCUCAGGUGCACACAAAGCCUUGCAAGGAGUAAUGAUGUUGGGUGACUGGUGGAAAAUGGAUGGCCAGAGGCUUUUUUUUUUUUUAAGCUUUGACAUCCUUUAAGCUUACUGCUGGGAAAGUGCCUGGGACUGAGGCACCAUAAAUAAAUACCAGGAACAUUGCUUCAGUAAAGCAUAUGUGGUUAUUCAGUGAACUGUGAAGGAUCAGUGGACCAGCUGAAAGAGGAAAUAACAAACCAUAAUUGCUGUUAUUCAUAACAUUGGAAUAUUAUGACAGUUCCAUCCUGACCCUCAAGUUACUCCUUGGUGGUGGCAUUGGAGUGGGUCACAACAGCUAGGGAGUAGUGACUGUGGCAAACUGUAUCAUUGAGUUAUGGUCUAGUUUAUGAUACUUACAGAUUGCCAUGUGUUUGUUUGGUUUUGAUAUGAUGGCAAUGUACAGAAUUUUGUUUUGAGAUAGAACAGUAGUCAGUGCAUUCAAAUUAUGGAAGAAUUUUCCAUUGCACUGUAACGUCUAUUUUUAUUUUAUAUAUUUAUCAGAAAAAAAUUUCAUUACUACUUAAAAGUAUUGGUGCUUUGGAUAUGCUGUAUUCUGUAUGUAUAGUAUUGACUAUUGGCAAAGUAGAUUAUCUCUGCAUGAAAUAUAAAAAAUAUAUACACAUAUAUAAUAGUAUAUUUAUAUAUUUUCUUAUUUUUAUCAAAUAUAGUAGUAGAGCAACAUAUUAGCUUAUUGAAUAUAAUAUAGAGUGAGAGAAAAGUAUAACCUACAUGUAUGUAAAACCAAUAGCUCAUUUAUAUUACCAUUGCAUAAGUUUUCUUUGUGUUAAACAACAGCAGGUCACCUUUUGCCUAUCCAUAUCUUUACCUGAGGCACUGAGGCACAGCUACACUACCUCACCUAUGCACCUGUGCACCACAUUUCAGAGCUGCAGGGUGGGUGCUCUGGAAAGACACUGUAGGAAGCUUAGAAGGGAUGUUGUCAUAGUUGUGAUAAUAUUCUAAAAAUAUACCACCUUGGUGCAUGUAGAGGUUGUGGAUUCCAAUGGCUGCACAAAGGUAUCUGGUUGUUUUAAUCACAUUUACCAUAUGUUUGUAUUUUGAUGUAAAGGCUGAGAAAAUGUGAUGUGAUGUGAUCCCUUAAUGGCAUCACUAAGAAUAUUAACCCACCAGUUAAUUACAUACAGUAUUUUAGCAUUACCUUUGAAAUGAAUGGCUCUGCUGCCAUUUGUCAUUACUUGUAUUUUAUAUGUACUACUGCAGCUACAGCAGUUAUUGUCAUGAGAAAUCAGUUAAACUUAAAGUUUUCAAAUGUUGGGCCAUGUCAAUAUGUGUGAUGUUUCCCCAGUGCUUCAGCUGGGGCAGAUCACCAUACAGCCGGUGAGGAGGAUGGAGACCUCAGGCGUGCAUGAUACUUGGAAAAGUGAACAAAAAUGUGAAAUUGUGACAUGAUGCCAGAGUUAAAUUAAUUACUCCAAAUUAUUUAAGUUCAGUUGUCCAGCAGGUCUGUGGCCCCAUUUCCUGUUUAGUGUAAACAUCAAGGUAUUAUUAUUAUAAUCACUGUAUAUUUAAUUUGUAUUGUAAUUCACUGGACCAUUAGGUCUCUAUCUUAUUUUUAUGAUUAUUUGUUAAUAAUUUUCCAAGUGGAUGUCAUGUUAUCAUAAUUUCUCACAAAAAUGUAACACAAUAAAGUGUCUUUGAAUUAUA